AACCGGAUUACGGACUUGAUGUCGGCGGGCUGGACGGAUGAGAGGCAUGCAAGUUAUAUAAGGUCCCUAGAAGCUUCUUUCGUCCGCGAUCAACUGUACAAGCACUUGCACGGUCACGAUGCCAAAAAGAAAGAUCCGGGUACCGAUGGGUUCAAGGUUCUCCAAGGUGGAGUGUGGAGGAAAGUCGAAUUUAAGAGGAGGAGCAAUGCUUGUGCUCAAGUGCGGCCCAAACGGCGCCUGCCUGGAAACCCCUGGAUUCAGCAUUUUAUACCGGGUGGCUGCAGCAGCAGUGCAGGAUCAGGUGAUAGGGCAGAAACUUCAGUAAGUGAUCGGGAAUCCGGUACCUGGACUAUCCCUAGGAGCACCCCGUUGUUCCAUGGAAAGGAAUUGGGAGCUCGCAAGGGAGAAGAUCUUCUCGAUGAAGAUGCCAUGGUCUCUGAUCAGAAUUUUGCUGAGGACGAGGCACAAGUUGAUGCGGAAUCAAGGAGAUUAAGCACGUACUGCGCCCGAAUGAUCAAGUGA
Messenger RNA from Triticum dicoccoides, 522 nucleotides. RefSeq names its product cold-regulated protein 27-like. The record is from RefSeq and is a predicted model, not a curated record. Lineage: Eukaryota; Viridiplantae; Streptophyta; Magnoliopsida; Poales; Poaceae. Gene Ontology annotation, biological process: regulation of circadian rhythm; response to cold. The transcript has 3 exons. The coding region runs from base 19 to 522 and encodes 167 amino acids.